UGGUGAUUAUUCCUGAUGAUGAGAUUCCCGAAACAACCACUCAGGACCUUUUGAAUCUGAGUUCCACACGUAAGUCAAAACAUAAAAUUGUGAAUGUUUCAUGCUGUAAAAGUCCUUCAUACGUGAAUAUAACAUUGUUUGUAUCAUAUUCAGAAUUUGAGGGAAACGUGUCUAACAGUGAUUACGACGGAGAUAUUUCAGAUACGAGUGCUACAAUAGAAGACCAAGAGGAAAUCAUCUCGGAAACCGACAUUCAACAAGACAUCGAACUACAACAGAUCUGCGCAGUGUGGCGUGAAUUCUUCGAAGCAAAGACUGAUUUAUUGGAAAACUUUGGACAGAUUGAUUAUACACUUGAAUCUGGUCGAGGUACAGAUUUUAUCCCAUUACUGUACAGCACGCUUGAAAAUGUGAAUAGAUGUCUCUCAGUGAGCAUAAAGUUGAUUAGAAAAUUGUAUGAUAGAUAUGGCGCAGAAACGACUGAAAUGCAGUUCGGAUAUGGAGAUUAAAAAAAAGAGAACCGAAAAUUCUCCAUUAUCGCAUGAUUUCUUUUAUGACGGAAACCAGAGUUUUUCAAAUGAUUCGCACACACCCCUGAACCCAUAUUUAACUGAAGCGAUCAACAGGCUGAACGAAAGUUUAAUACCGUCACACCAAGUCGUUAGUGAGAGACCUAAUCAGAGUCCAAAUCACGUCGUAUCAAACACAACGGUAACGCCGAUUAAUAUAUUUUCUGAAUUAAAUCAAUGUCUGUUAGAGUUACAUAAUAACCUAAAUGAACACGGUCAUUCAGUACAAAUAAACCCUGAUCUAAUCGAUGCAGUCAAUCAGUUGAAUGAAAAUUUAAGAUCGUCAGAACAGAACAAUACUCAAAAUGAAAACCCCAGACGAAUUUCCAGUCAAACUGUAUCAAGUACGCCGGUCACGUCGCACGACAUAUUUUUCGAAUUAAAUCAAUGUCUGUUAGAGUUACAAAAUAACCUAAUCGAACAAAGAGAAUCUUUGCAGAUAAAUCCAUGUUUAAUAGACGUGGUGAAUCAAAUCAAUGAAAAUAUGUCAUUACCUCCCGUUCAGAAUAUCGUCUCGACUCCAGAAAACGCUCAGGAACCUAGUCCGUUAUCUUCUCAUGAUAUGAUACACGAACUUAAUCAAAGUCUUAUGAGGAUAAAUGACGGUCUUGUUAACUUAAUCGAAAACCCUGACAAUAUUGCACAAAAUUCGGAAAACGAUAAUGAACGCAACCGCCCAAUGGAAAACAUACACUCACCUAAUACCCAAGAUUCUCAAAUGGAAAACACACAUUCGCCCGAUACCCAAGAUUCUCAGAUGGAAAACUCGCCCGAUAUCCAAGUAGAGCAAGAGGGUGAUGGAUUAGAUCCUAAUAUUAGAAUAAUUAAUAGGGAAAGAUUCAACAACACUGAGAUUAGGAGAAGAGUGAAUUUUUCUUCUAUCGCGAACGUUGACAGCUUUGCAGAUUUUUAUAAUUAUGUUUUAGAGAUUUUAAACAGCGCGAUUGAAAUCGCUAACAAUUUAAUUUCUGCCAAGGAUGUAGUCACCGUUGAAAUUAGAGGUGAUACGAUCAAUGUUUCAUCACGCGUUCAAUUAGACAAUGGUGUCAUCGAUUUAGGUUCUUUUCUGACCAUGCUCGAAAAUGCAAUUCAGAGUAAACGUGAAAUUUUUACCGAUAAUACCCUUGAAAUAGUCGUCCAAAUCGUUCGACCACCUCGGGGCGGUGGAAUUAGAAGGAAAAUAGGCCAUAUAUUCAAAUCAGAAACCUUGCAGAAGAAAAUGCAGCAUCUAUACAUUUUUCACAACAGAGACAACAUGUGCUUCGCCUUGUGUGCUAGCCAACUUUUGAAUCGUGAAAAAAAUGAUUUUGAAACCGAACAAAUCGCUAGAAAAUUACAACACGAUGUGGGAUUAUCCGUAAACACCGCGGUCAGCUUCGCUGACGUACCAAGAUUUGAGAGACAUUUGAAUUGCAAAAUCGUAAUCGUACACUGUUCUGCUAGCAAAGCCGGAUACUCUUUCUUUCAAACUAGCAAGACUCCCCACGAAAAAACCAUUUACUUGUUUUUACAUGACAACCACUAUUACGGGGUUAAAAGUAUCAACGGACUUUUAGGAACGAGUCAUGUUUGUCAUUUCUGCCAUUCGGGGUUUGACGUUUUAUGGAAGCAUAAAUGUGCUUAUAGCUGCAACGUUUGUCACGACCCCGAUUGUUACAAACACCCUAAGAAUGUUACUAAAUGUCCAGAGUGUCAGAGACUGUGUAGCUCCCAAUACUGUUUCGAGAGGCAUAAAGCAAAGAUUCAAUCGCACAAAGGCGAAUAUUCUAUGUGUGAAACGGGAUUCUACUGUGGUAAAUGUAAACGUGUGAUAAGGGAUAAUCCUUCUAAUCGAGAGAAUCACGUAUGUGCCCAUUCGAAAUGCAUACUCUGUGGCCAAAAACUCGAUGAGGAUAUCGAGCAUAGAUGUUUUAUACAGAGGGCCAGGAAAGAAAGCGAAAAUACGGAUUAUGUGUUUUACGAUUUCGAGACUAGGCAGGAAACAGGAACACAUGUAGCUAAUUUCAUAUGCUGUAUUGAUUUUAAGGGUGAGGAGUGGGUGGCUGAAGGGGAUGAUUGCGUCAGUGCCUUCUUUAAAAAGUUUCGGUGUAAUGCAUACCACGGAUACAAGUUUAUAGCCCAUAACGCUAGAGGGUUCGAUUCAUACCUUCUGUUAAACCAUUUAGUGAAAGAAGGAAUCACACCCGAAAUCAUAGCACAAGGCGGUAAAAUUUUGUGUUUCAUCGAUACCGCGUUUCGUCAGUCCUACAUUGAUAGUCUAUCGUUCUUACCCAUGAAAUUGAGUAGCAUCCCAAAAGCCAUGGGUUUUUCGGAAAGCAAGAAAGGCUAUUUUCCCCAUUUCUGGAACACCGUAGAACAUCAGGAUUACGUAGGGCCGUAUCCUGACCCUAAGUUUUACGGUGUAGAUGGCAUGAUGCCUAAGGAUAGAGAAGAAUUCUUUAAGUGGUACAGAACGGUUUCUGACAAAGUGUUUGAUUUCAAGAAAGAGAUGGCGGAAUACCGUGUGAACGAUGUAGAAAUUUUGAGAAAGGGUUGUAUAGCUUUCAGACAAGAAAUUCUGGAUAGUACAAAGGUCGAUCCUUUUAAAUGCAUAACGAUCGCAUCUGUGUGCAUGAAAAUCUUUAGAACCAACUUCCUGCGUAAAGACACUUUAGCUAUUCCGCCUCUUGAUAAUUACAUCACCACUCAGAAAUCUUUCUCAACACCUUCCAUACAAUGGCUCGAAUAUGUUUCAAAAACGCAAAACCUACCCAUUCGCCACGCGUUGAACGAAGGUGAAGUCAGGUUCGGUAACUAUUACGUAGAUGGUUACUGUGAGGAAGGGGAAAACCGUAAGGUUUUUGAGUUUCUUGGGUGUUUUUAUCACGGCUGUGAAAAGUGUUUUCCCUCAAUGACCCCGCAUCCUCUUACCAAAUCAAACGCAACCUUCGGAGAUAUCUGUCAAAAAUCGAUGGAGAGAAUUAAGAAUUUGCAAGACACUCUCAAUUUGCAAGUCACUCUGAUGUGGGAACACGAGUGGAAUGAAAUGAAGAAAAACGACAAUCUCGUGCAAAAUUUUCUAAAAGACUUUGACUUUCCUGAGCGUUUAAACCCUCGAGAUGCUCUUUACGGCGGUCGAACAAACGCGUUAAACUUGCAUUAUGUAGCUCAACCCGGUGAGAGAAUCUCUUAA
This is a messenger RNA of Ictalurus punctatus (channel catfish), 3741 nucleotides long. RefSeq lists its product as uncharacterized. The transcript has 2 exons. The record is from RefSeq and is a predicted model, not a curated record. NCBI's taxonomy places the organism in Eukaryota, Metazoa, Chordata, Actinopteri, Siluriformes, Ictaluridae. Gene Ontology annotation, biological process: DNA replication. Gene Ontology annotation, molecular function: nucleotide binding; DNA binding; DNA-directed DNA polymerase activity. The coding region runs from base 457 to 3741 and encodes 1094 amino acids.